AUGGAAGAAGAAGGAAUGAGAGCAAGAAGCUUCCGUAACGAGGAUUACAACACGCGACGAGUUUUCUUGAGGAGCUAUCCGCUUCACUGGGACCCACGAGCUGAAGCCGAAGAAGAAAGUGCUGAACUAGCAGCUUCAGCCGAUUUUGGCGAAAAAAUCGAACCUGCAAAAGACGGUGGAAAACAAGUUAAGAAGAAGAUGGUUCUCACGAUCGUCCAGUGGGGGGAGAAGAGGGUUCUUGUUUUCAAGAGAAUCAAGCAGAAAGUUACGAUUUUGGUUGUAAAUUGUGUGCCUGUCAGGUUCAAAGCUCCUACUUCUUUGAUUUCUGUUAUAUGA
Molecule: messenger RNA, 336 nt
Organism: Striga hermonthica
Lineage: Eukaryota; Viridiplantae; Streptophyta; Magnoliopsida; Lamiales; Orobanchaceae
Source: the annotation of a GenBank genome assembly